Capsella rubella is the source of this 865-nucleotide messenger RNA. RefSeq names its product protein C2-DOMAIN ABA-RELATED 7. The transcript is spliced from 3 exons. The coding region runs from base 179 to 676 and encodes 165 amino acids. Lineage: Eukaryota; Viridiplantae; Streptophyta; Magnoliopsida; Brassicales; Brassicaceae. The record is from RefSeq and is a predicted model, not a curated record.
UUAACUCGCUCUUUCGUCCAUUGAUAAGCCAAUUUUUAAGUGGACUCGUUGAAUUUGAGCCGAUAAUAUUUUCUGAAGGAAUAAGAAAAAGUAGAAUACUCAGAGCCUUAUUGAGAGAGACAUCGAUCAAAAUUCAGAAGAAAUAACAUAGAGAGAAAACAGAGGAAGAGGUUGAGAGAUGGAGGACCUUGUAGGGCUUCUAAGAAUCCGAGUUAAGAGAGGGAUCAAUCUUGCUCUUCGUGACUCUUUAAGCAGCGACCCUUUUGUCCACAUAACCAUGGGUUCACAGAAGCUGAAGUCGCGUACUGUAGAAAACAACUGUAACCCUGAGUGGAACGAGGAAUUGACCCUUGCGAUAAAAAAUCCCGAUGAACCUGUGAAUCUGACAGUGUAUGAUAAAGAUACAUUCACAUCGCACGACAAGAUGGGAGAUGCGAAGAUAGACAUCAAACCAUUUCUAGAGGUUCACAAAAUGGGUUUGCAAGAAUUACCAGAUGGAACAGAGAUCAAGAGAGUUGUUCCCACUAGAGACAACUGCUUGUCUGAAGCGAGCAGUAUAGUCUCCAACAAUGGCAAGAUCGUUCAAGACAUGAUUCUUCUGUUGAGGAAUGUCGAAUGCGGCGAGGUAGAGAUUCAGCUUGAAUGGAUUCAGAUUCCAGGUAGUAAGGGACUCUGAAACAGAGAUUAUCUUGAUGGUUCUGUGUGUUUAUGUAUGUGUUUGUAAUAAAAGCUAAGUUCCAAGACAAUAAACAAAUUUAGAUAAAAGUCUCAAUCGGUCUUGGCUUUCAGACAAAGUUACAAUAAGCAUAACAGAGUAGUACUCUGCUUUGUAAAUGAUAUAUUUGAUUUCCCGCGAGUUUUCUUC